Molecule: messenger RNA, 3671 nt
Organism: Mercenaria mercenaria
Lineage: Eukaryota; Metazoa; Mollusca; Bivalvia; Venerida; Veneridae
Product: calpain-1 catalytic subunit-like
Exons: 18
Coding region: 260-2653 (797 amino acids)
Biological process (GO): proteolysis
Cellular component (GO): cytoplasm
Molecular function (GO): calcium-dependent cysteine-type endopeptidase activity
Source: RefSeq, a predicted model, not a curated record
UUGAACUAGCAGUAUUUGUUGACAUGUUGCUUAGAGCUAUCAAGUACCAUUUGAAUAAUAAAACCUAAUUCCUAUGCAUAUAUAUUGGGAAAAGGAUUAAAUACGUUCACGCUUAAAUUUCCAUCAUAAUUAAAAUCGAUUGAUUAAAAUCACGGAUCGGAUAUUUAAAUAGGAUAUAAACAAUUACUGAUAUGUACUAAACUUGUUUCCGUGCUUACAAAUACGGAUAUAUACUCGAAACAGGAAGUUUGGUUUCAGAAUGGGUUGUGCACCAAGUGCAGCGGGCGGCGAGCCCAGGAACGUACGUGACAACAGAAACGAUAAUCAUGACUACACUGGUCGGCACUCGACCGGAAACAACGGCUACGAACAGCCAAAACGUGACCGCACACCACCGCCUAGGCAACCUACCCCUCCACCUCGAGAGCCAACUCCGCCUCCACGUGAACCGACUCCGCCCCCUCGUGAACCGACUCCACCACCUCGUGAACCGACUCCACCGCCUGAACCGACUCCACCACCUCGUGAACCGACUCCACCACCUCGCGAGCCGACACCACCACCUCGUGAGCCGACACCACCUCCUCGUGAGCCAACACCGCCUCCUCGGGAACCGACACCGCCUCCACCACCACCACCAGAGGAACAUAUCCACCAGGAUAAAAAGCAAAAACGCACCGGUGGAUCAGACGGCUAUCAGCAACAAGAGAGCGGCAUUUAUGAAUGUGACUAUUUUGAGUUUCGACAGAACCCGGAGGAGUUAGACAAAGAUUAUUCAGAUCCACCUACAGGCCCACCACCAUUUGUAGACAGGGAUUUUGGCCCAGGAGUUGCAAUUAAAGGAGAAUCCGUUGAAUGGAAGAGACCACACGAGUUCCGGGAUGCGCCUGUCCUGUUUUCCGACGGAACAACACGGUAUGAUAUCGGACAGGGAAGUGCGGGUACCUGCUGGUUCUUAUCAAUGGUCGCCAUGUUGGCAGAUAAACCGAAGUUGUUCCACCGGGUAGUGCCGCAAGACGCAUGGAAUCCUGAAGGCGGGUACUUCUAUUGCUAUUUUUGGAGGUUUGGCGAAUGGGAAAGAGUUUUUAUUGACGACUAUCUGCCAAUCGUUCAUGGAACCGAACUUUGGGGUGCCAAAUCUGCCGAGGAUCGACAGGAAAUGUGGCCCGCCAUGUUGGAGAAGGCUUUUGCAAGGUUUCACGGGAACUAUAACGCAGUGUAUGGGGGCCAGUCAGGUGACGCGUUCCUGGCUCUGACAGGAGGAUGUUCGGAAUACAUCGACUUUGAUGAUGCAUUGGAAGCAGACGCUGAAGGUUCACAGAUGAAAAAAGCGAUCGCGCUUCACAUUCGCUUGAAAAAUGCAAUCAAGAACGGAGAAAGCAUGCUUACAACUGAAGUACCCAGUAAAUUUGAUGGUCAGUACGGCCUAGUGGGCGGCCAUGCGUAUUCUCUGACCGGCGCCGUCACAGUAAACAGCAAUGGCAAAAAAAUUCACCUGGUUAGAGUCCGCAACCCUUGGGGACAUACGGAAUGGAAAGGACCUUGGUCAGAUGGGAGCGGCGAGUGGGGAUCAAUAGAUUCGAACUCUGUACCUCACGCAAAUAAAGACGACGGUGAGUUCUACAUGAGCUUAAGGGACUUUAUCAAGUUCUUUUCCGGCGUUACAGUAUGCUCAAUGGUUCCGGAUUUCGAUAAAGACGGUUGCACAGAUUCUCUUAAUCACUGUACUACAAUGUUUGGAGACUGGUUUGGCGAAACCGCCGCCGGGUUCCAGAAUAGAAUAGACAACCCACGGUAUAUGUUCGAACUAACCGAUGAAGGUAUGGACGAUGACGGUAAAGUGCCCAUUGUUAUACAGAUAUGUCAAAAGCUGAAGCACCGGAAGUCGAAUAAAGUGUCAAUACGCGUCGAUUUGUACAAGAUUCUGGGUGAGAGUUCGGACGGACAACCGGUGGCCGUGAUGGAGUUACUAGGGGAGGUAACUAAUGUAUACAAGUGUGAGCGACAAAUGAGCAACAGAUACAAAGUUGAACCAGGAAAGUAUGCCGUAGUUCCGUCCACUAUGGACGCCGGUAGAGAAAAGGAGUUCCUGGUCCGAGUUUACACGCCGUCUCCGCUAUUUGAUGUCAGGGAAUUAGGACGGAACUACGCUAUAAUGGAAUCUUCCGAGUUUAAGACCCCGGAUGAGACGAUUUCUAUCAGAUAUACAGAAACUGACUUUGGGCGAUGGAGGCAGGGAUAUAAUGCCGGCGGACAGGUGUCAAAUCAAACAUUCUACACAAAUCCACACCUAGAAUUUGAGAUACCUAACAGAGGCGGAGAACAACUUGUAAACUUCACAAUAAUGCAGGAGAAAGGUAAUGAAGUAUACCCGGUAGGACUUCGGCUUUUCCAGUUGGAUCCUGGCUAUGAAAUUAAAGACAGUGAAGAACACCAGGGAUAUCUGUGGGACCACUAUGAGAGUUGUCCGAGGACAAUCGAAGGUCAACAAGGAGGUUUUGUCGCAGGUACAUCAGCUGAUAUAACACACAAGCUGAGUGCAGGGCGAUACUUCGUAUUAUUUCAUUUGGACGGCAAUAAUCAGGAGAAACGUUUCGCCGUGAUUGUAAGAUCAUCAUGCCAUCUUCAAACACGGAAGCACAGAUUUGAGUAGCACGACGUCCGACGUUUGAUCCUGAAUGACGUCACAAAUUCUGUCCACGUAGCCGUCCUGCAUCAGUGAUCACAAACAGAAUUGAAUUUUUAUAUUAAGACAGUGGCAAAUAUACUUUUUAAGACCUUAGCAGUGGAAAGCAAAAUCCCGUUUUUUUCUGAAUUAUAUGACAUUUUUAAGUCUUAUUUUUUAAAAAUCUUAAAGUGAGAACCUUUUACAGCACAAUAUUUAUGUUACUGUAUUAAUUAUGCACAUUUUUAAUGUAUUGAUUUAUACAUAAUUAAAUUAUUGAAACCAAUCAUAUCAAUAGGGUCAAAAUGGCUACAGUAUUAUUUUACUUCAGUAAAUGUUUAUUUAUACUUUUUCUUUAUAGUGGUAAACAGUGUCUGUACGCGAGGAAAGUUACACAAUUAUAUUUAAUAUUUGUAACGAGAACAGACAAUUGUGUCAAACUAAUUGUUUUAUGUCCGAAAGCUUUGGAUUUUAAGAGUUCGUUUUAACUUGUUGGGAUUUUGUGCAGUUUUACGACAGUAUUUCAGUUAUGUAACGGCGGGCUUUUAACCUAACCACUAUCCCUGGAUUAUGUACCAGUACUAACGUGUUCUCCGUAAGUAACUGCCAUCUUCUCUACACGAAUCAGUGGUGGAGGACAUAAUGAUUUCAGACACAAUGUUGAAACGGGUGGCAGUUAGCCUUACCAGUGUCUCUGUAUAUUAUAACCUAUUCUCUGCAAGUAACUGCCAACUUCUCUACAUUGAUCAGGGGUGCAGAAACAAUGUCUUUUAUCAAAUCGUCACGGAGAAAAUAUGCCUCGCCCGAGGAUCGAACUCACGACCCCGCGAUCCGUAGAUCUAUGUUCUCUUCAUUGGCUCCGUCUAAAAUUUAUGUUUUAAAUGAGGCUUCAGGUAUCGAUUCGAGCCGGUGUUUUUUGGUUUUUUUUUUGUUAUGGAUAUCUAUAAUUAGAAUAUCUAAUAGCAUACUGUGAUAAUACGUUGUGAUAUUAUAUUUAUUUUUACUA